AUGCACCACCCUGCCUUCGGAGUCCACCCACCAGCGCGACUCAAACACCUCCACUUCCUCUUUCCCUUCCUCCUCACUCCACUCCUCUACCUCCACCUGCUCUUCCACCCCACCGUAAACCAACCCACCACCGCCAUUCCGCCCCGCAGCUACCUUCCCCUGCUGCUGCCCCAUUACCAGGGAGCCGGCCAAAGGCCCCCAGCAGGCUCACCCUCUAUGUCAUCACGUGUGUCGGCAUCAUCUGGGAUGGAGUUGCUGCAGUGGGGCCUGCUGGCCCCUCCGCCUCCAUCGGGGUUUCACUUCUCCGCCCUGCCCAACCUCUGCCCACAUCUGCCUCUUCCCUCUCCUCGCGCCUCUCCACGCACCCCUCCUCAUGCCUUUCCUCGUGCCUCUCCUCAUGCCUCUCCUCAUGCCUCUCCUCAUGCCUCUCCUCAUGCCUCUCCUCAUGCCUCUCCCCGUGCCUCUCCCCAUGUUGUGGAUCAUGAAGCUGAGCAUCCUGGUGGCCAGGCCAGGCACGUCGCCACCUCGUGCCAUCUGCUGCCUCAGCUGCUCCAUGCGCACUGCACGUGCCACACCUUCGCCUUCACCUGCCUGCACAUGCAACAACUCCCCCUCAUCUGCACCAAUCAACCCCCCACCUCCAUCACCGCGGCCAUUGCCAACCCUCUCGCCAUUGAUAUCACCAUUUAUCACCUCACCCUCCAUGCCUCCCUCCCCUCCGCGUCCCCUCCUCCGUGCUCCUCCCAUCCUCCGCGCUCGUUCCCUCCUCCGCGCUCCUCCCCUCCUCCGCCCUCCUCCCCUCCUCUGCGCUCCUCCUCUCCUCCGCGCUCCUCCCCUCCUCCGCGCUCCUCCCCUCCUCCGCGCUCCAGCAUUCUCAAAUCGUCGUGCACGGCACCUCCCUCUUCCACCACCUUCUACCGCACUGGCCUCUACCGCACUGGCCUCUACCGCACUGGCCUCUACCGCACUGGCCUCUACCGCACUGGCCUCUACCGCACUGGCCUCUGCAACAUCCGCACUGGCACGGGCAGCAGCAUCCUUGUCCUUCUCCCCAAACGCGGCGCACCAAAAUUAGCGGUGUAA
Messenger RNA from Closterium sp. Naga37s-1, 1083 nucleotides. NCBI's taxonomy places the organism in Eukaryota, Viridiplantae, Streptophyta, Zygnematophyceae, Desmidiales, Closteriaceae. The record is from the annotation of a GenBank genome assembly.